Messenger RNA from Strongylocentrotus purpuratus (purple sea urchin), 7425 nucleotides. RefSeq names its product sodium bicarbonate transporter-like protein 11 (gene slc4a11). Gene Ontology annotation, biological process: monoatomic anion transport; transmembrane transport; monoatomic ion homeostasis. The record is from RefSeq and is a predicted model, not a curated record. The transcript has 17 exons. Lineage: Eukaryota; Metazoa; Echinodermata; Echinoidea; Camarodonta; Strongylocentrotidae. Gene Ontology annotation, cellular component: plasma membrane; basolateral plasma membrane. Bases 53 to 2476 code for a protein of 807 amino acids. Gene Ontology annotation, molecular function: solute:inorganic anion antiporter activity.
CUUGUUUCAUUAUUUUCUUUCAUUUACAGAUGAGGAGGAGGAAGUCACAUUGAUGUAUGCACAGCACGAGAGGAUCCCUAUGAAGGAUUUCAGCGCAGAGGUCAGAGCCUCACUAGACGUUGGGAACUUUGUGAAUCGAGCCAUUCUCCUGCUGGACAUCAACCAGACCAGUCUAGAGUCCAUUGUGACCCUUCUCCUGGCCAAGAUGCUGGCUGGAGAUGAACGCUCUGACAUGAUCAUGAAGGAAGGUCGGGCUGCAUUGAUGACCCACGAUUCAGUUCAUGUACUUGCUAAGACUGUGCAAGGCACCAGUACAAGCGAAGGCGGAGGUUUCGACUAUGAUCAGUCGUGGAUAUGUGCAUUAUGCUCCUUACCAUCGCUGCAGAGACGCAAGGUGGCCAUCGCCAGGCUGAAGCACCCUGCCAACUUGGGACGUACGAGUCAAGAGAUCCGUUUCUUCAUCUUAGUCCUAGCUCCCAUGAGGGAGAAGGGUACUAAGAAUGCCCUGGAGACUGCCAGGACGUUUGCAACACUCCUGGCUGACAUCGAGUGCAGGCAGAAGCUCCUGGAGGUUCGAUCAGCCCCCGAGGAGUGUAUGUCUUCCACAUCCUCUAGGAUGGACACUAAACAGACAGAUAGUCUCUCUGUUCCAGAGUCUGCUCCUGAGACGGACGUAGAAGCAGAGGAGGAAUUCAAACAGAUGCUUCAUCAGCAUGCCAAAGAUCUUGCCAUCCAGCAGAGUUACCCGCCCAGACACUCCCGAACGUCCAGACCCAGUGUAGGACCCUUCGACAACUUCAAUGAACAGGGCAGCAGUCAGAAAUGUUGUAUAGGGCGUGGCCUAAGGUCAGACCUCAAGAGGAGGCUCCCUCACUACUGGAGUGACUUCCGUGAUGGGGUCAUAGGUCAUAAGACGUUGCAGAAGGUCAUCUCCACGACGCUGUUCCUCUAUUUCGCCUGUAUCCUUCCAUCCAUAGCGUUUGGAGUACUCAACGACAAGAACACCCAUGGAUUGAUUGACGUGAAGAAAGUGAUCAUCUCCCAGACGAUAUGUGGCAUCUUCUUCUCGCUGUUUGGUGGACAACCUCUCAUCAUCAUGCUGACUACCGCUCCGCUUGCCCUCUACAUCAAGAUUCUCUAUACGAUAUGUGAGGACCUGGAUCUCCACUUCUACUCUAUGUAUGCCUUGGUCGGGGUCUGGAACUCUCUGUUUCUCAUCAUAUACUCUUUCACCGAUGCAAGCAAGCUUAUGAAGUGGUCUACAAGAUCAACGGAGGAGAUAUUUUCUCUUUUUGUAUCAAUAGCAUUUUGUGUAGAUGCUUUCAAGGAUUUGGCUGCCGAAUUUGAAAAGCAUUACCUUGCAAGCGAGUGCACGGGGGCAACCGCCGUGGCGCUGUUAAGCACUACCACACCGUCCAGCUUACUCUACAACGAUAGCAAUACCGACCCCACCACCACCCUCUUGAGCAAUAUCUCCACCCAACUGUCCACUACCCUCGCUUCCACUCCGGAGUGCCAUAGGGAUUCCAGUAUCCUCUACCUGCUACUCAUGCUGGGCACACUCUGGCUUGGUGUGACGCUCUACAACUUCACCAAGAGUCCAUUUCUUGAUGCAAGCAAGCGAGAGGCUCUGGCCGACUACGCCCUUCCAGUGGCCGUUCUCAUCAUGUCCUUCGUCGGAUCCUACGUCUUCAGGAGUACAGAAGCGGACUUGUUUAGCUAUAACGAUGGUGAAGCUCUGAAAGUGACCAAGUUUGAGGGGAUCACUAUCGGUAUGGUAGCCGGCUCCAUGGGGCUAGGAUUCUGUCUCUCUCUACUCUUCUUCAUGGAUCAAAACAUAUCUAGCGCCCUUGUUAACAAUCCUGCUAACAAAUUGAAGAAAGGGACAGCGUACCAUCUGGACCUGUUUGUAGUAGCCAUCAUGAAUUGCUUUGUGUCCAUCUUUGGUCUACCGUGGGUCCACGCUGCUCUGCCUCACUCUCCGCUGCAUGUGAGGGCGCUAGCCGACGUCGAGGAGAGAGUCGACCAGGGACACGUCUACCACAUCGUGGUGAGAGUACGAGAAACGCGUCUAACCACACUCUUCUCGCACAUCAUGAUAGGACUGUCCAUCAUGAUGCUACCAACCCCUCUCCAGUACAUCCCCAAGGCUGUCCUCUACGGUCUCUUCCUCUACAUCGCGUAUACCGCCCUCGACGGCAACCAGCUCUUUGAACGCAUCGUUCUACUCAUCACAGAACAAGCUGCCUAUCCUCCCAACCAUUACGUGAGAAGAGUACCACAGCGUAAGAUGCAUCUCUUCACCGCUGUUCAGCUUCUUCAGCUCGGCAUCCUCUGUGGGUUCGGCUUCUCCCCGUGGCCCUACCUCAAAAUGGUCUUCCCUCUCCUCAUCCUCACCUUUCUACCUAUUAGGCACAAGUUAGUACCAUUCCUCAUUGACCUCAAGUUUUUGGACGCUCUGGACCGUAGCCACUAAGUCGGUCAUCGGAAAGGCCGCUCGCUUUGACCGAUGACGACGACAAAGCAUCCAAGCUCCAUCCAUGUGUGACCGUUGCUCGUUAUUUCUCAUGCAUUAUUCAUCAUCAUCAUCAUCACCACCGGUCUCCACUCCACAAGAGACGGUGGGCAAGAAGUCAUCGUGCAACACCUAAUGAUUGUAGUUUCAUAGACAUCCCCUCUUUGUAUGUCUUUUAAUGUCCGUCUGUGUGUCUCUCUUUCUCUCUGUCUGCAUGCAUUUCUUCUUACAAUACAAUUAGGGAUAUCCCCUCUUCCAGGGAAGGCCUGCUCCAGAGGGCAGCAUUUAGGAUGGGUCCGUACAGAAUGCUAUGCGGAGGUCUGCACGAUCUCGUCUAUUUCGCAGCUGAAUAGUUUUGAAUUAUUAGACCAAAUGUAUUUGUAGUAUUCUUCGAUGAAUCGAAUGAGCAGUGGUAUCUCUCAUUAGGAAAAUCAUCGUACAUGAAUCCAGGAAUCAUUGUGAAUCUAGUGAUACAGGAAGCAUGUUUCCCAUCUUAAUAAAAGAUCUGCAUGUAGCAUUUAUCUUCAGCUUUUCAAAACAGUCAUUCUAUUCCUUAUACUGAUAAGGAUUCAGGUGAAUGAAGAAGAAAAAAAAAUAUGAAUAAUCCCCCCCCCCCCCUCCAUAGGCAAACAUGGUUGCAAGUAAUUGUUGACUUUUGGUUCUUCAGCAUGAAGAGUUCAGUCAACUAUCUUUUUUUUUUAAAGGCAUGCAGCUUAGUUUUUGACUGAUACACAUGUUGUAACAGCCAACAUCUUAUUAAAUUAUGAUAUUUUAUGCUAGUUUUACUCUCUCUUUAUCCUUGGGUUUAAUGCUUUUCUGCCCCCAACAUACUUGAUUUCCAUAGAAUGGUUCUAAGGAGGAUCGACAUAGCUGAUGAAAGUUUUGAUCACCUUCCAGUAAAACUUUGUGUAGAAAUGGUCUCCCCUUUAUGGAAUGUAGAUAGUUGACAGCUUUUCUGUUUUAAAUCUAUACACUUUCUAAAGGCUUGUUUAGAUAUGAAGCAGUAAAACACAGUGUUUUUUACAAUGUGUAAAAGAAUGGCGUCUACAUGCACAUAGAUCUUACCUACGCGUAUCCACUGAGGUCUGUGUUAUAAGAAACAGAAAUGUGAUGUGUACACUUACAUCAUCAUUUUAAAAAAAAACGCUGCUGUAAACUGCAUCACAUUUGAACAAGCCUUAAAUUGUGCAUGCUUGUUUCAAUGUUAUUUUAUUUUGUAUCAAGUCGACAAUCAUUUCAUAUAGCCCUUUAUUUCUGAAAGUAUAGAAAAAACACUUUCCCAAGUUCCCGAACACGAGGGCAAGAAAUUUGAUAAAUAUAUCUUGUUGAAAGUCAAGCAAACAAGUUAUUUUGUUGCAACCGUUCGCAAAGUUUCAUAGGAUUACUUUAAUAACCUGAGAUACAUAUUUCCUAUGUAAAGCUAGGUAUUAAUGCCAGUGAAAAGUUGUAAAUAUGUUGUUGUUCAUUUUCAUGUCAGCGGACAUGAAAUGUAUCUUGUUCUAUGCAGGAAUUUUUUGUAGAAUUCCCAUGAAUAUGUACAUAUGUUAUUUGAAACGAAAACAAAAAAAUAGAGUUCGGACAUAUUUUUGCUCUUUUUGCUGUAUGUUAAAAUACGGGUGGAAAAUUGGCGUGUGAAUGAAUGAAUUACUGUACCGUUAUUAAUUACUACUUGAGAAUUAGUACUGUGAAAACACCUUUAUAUCUAUUUGUCCUUCAAAUGAAUUACACAGUUAUUUAUAUUUAUUCAAAUACCGGUAAUGAUGUAAUUGGACUUCUGAUAAAGCGUGGCAUUAUUCUAUACUCUUUGGCAUUUCAUAUUUCAUGUAAUGUGUUUGUUAACAGACGUGUUCUAAAUCUUCCUGCUGUUGUGUUUCACUGUCAAAUCUACACGUUCGAUAUGUUUGGUUGAAGUGUUCAAAUGUACACAAAGAAAUAGUAAGAUACCUUUGAUACGAUGGCUUCACAAUCAACAGUUUCUUGUGAUGCAUUAUGGGAAAGAGUCGGCAUAAAUAUCAGCUGUGGCACUAUUAUAGAUACAGGCCUUUAAUCAGAAGUUUUUGUGGGGAGUUUUGAAAAGCUUAUCUGGGGUAACAAUUAGUGCUGAUACCAAGACAGUCCAUCUCCUGGAAUGUUAAAAGAUGUUUACCCACGAGCUGAAAAAUUGACCUAUUGCGGCUUGCCAUUGGGGGCGCUGUUCAUUGUGAAUCCAGCCUCUUACACAUCGUCACCCGUUAUGAGAGCUAUUCAAAGUUUAAUACUCCAUCAGUUUUAAUGAACAUGUAAUCAGUACCAUGAUGAAUUGGUUUACAAGGUAUACAGAAGACCAACAGUUGUGAGAAUGACAAGACAUAGGAAUUCCUUCGGAAGGCCCGAUUUAAGAAUGUUCUUGUCGAGAAGUUGGAUAUCUGCACUGACUUUUGUUGCUUUGUAAUUCUCAGUUGAAAGUUGUUUGUGACGUGAAUAAUAACCAUUCACUAAAGAUCUUUACAAUCUGUGUAUGGAACUGUGUUUGGCGGUUACACCGUAAUACUUUCAUGACAGUUAAACUUGAAGUCGUUAGUUAACCUUGACAAUAACACCUUUAGCUUGGAAUCGGAUGGCUAUGAUAGUUUGUGUUGAUUCUGAAGAUAACAAGUAUCUACCGGUAGUUAAAAACCAUGUACCUUGAGUUACGCACAAUCAAAAAAUAUUUUUUUCAUUUUAAGCUUUGAGUUCAUGCUAGUUGCAUUAUUUUUCUUAUAGAGUUGUCAGUUUGUUUUGCUCUUGCCCUCAAAGUUAUCAUUUUGGCAUUGGUGUGCUUUGCAUUAUAAGCUCCUAUUAUAGCUUGUUCAACAGAGAUUUGUGUGUUGUAUGAAGUGUUUCCAAGUUGAUUGCUCUUUGCUUUGUUUUAAUUUGCUUGUUUGUUUGUUUGUUUUUAUCUAAAGAUAAAAUUGAGUUCUGGUCAUGCGAUCGCAUUGUGACAGAAAUGGUGUGGAAUCGAUCAGAAAAAUUUGAUCAUGUAGCAUAUAAGUAUUUUUAAAGAGUGAAAUAUUUGCUAAUAUUAUUUAAUUCGCUUUACAUUUUGUUUUUACAUUAAGGCUACCAUAGGUGAAGCAUGUCUCUCAGUGUAAAAUCUAUCUACCAGUACCUUUCAGGGGCUGCUUUACUAUGAGUAAUUCCAUGAUCAAAAUUUGGUAGCAGACAUAACUUUUUUGUUCAUUACAAGAAAUUAAACUCUGGCUAUGUAAAGAAUUUGGAUCUGUUCAAGAAAUAUGACAAUAACAUGCAAAGAACAGAACUCACAGAGUCAUGAAAAUGAUCAUAAUUUCUUUUAGUUCCAUUUAAUGGAGGGUUUCACAUUAUGUACAUGUAUUAUCAGGUCAUGGAGAAGGAAUAGAGAGGCUUGUUAUUCUACAGGGUACAGCUGUAUUGAAAGUCAUAUUCUUGAUGACCUGUCAUUAUUAACCUGAAACAACAGAAAAGAAAAUAGUUUGUGCUUUGUUAGCGAUUUUAAGAGUUACACAUGUAUGUGCUUUUUAGGAGACUCCUACUUUUCGUCCGCUUGGAGCUACAUAGGCAAUAUUUCAUAUCGUCCCACACAGAGCUAUAUGUAAUACCCCUGUGGAUCGUGGCAGACAAAAUUUGCUAAUCUUACCACUAUUAACAUCCAUAUUUAUUUCGAUUCUGGCUCCAAACAACUCUAAAUUGUAUUUAUCAAGCCUGUAAUUGGACUGUGUAAUAUACUGUUAACUAACAUACUUCUCGUCGUCAAUGACAAAGUCAGACUUGGGCCAUUAUUAAAAGGCAUGUGGUAAGCUGCCAAUUUGGCGAUGCAAUAGGGUUCAUUUCGUGCAAUGAUCUAUCUUAAUCAUAACAAGCAUUUACCCAGUAUACAGAAAGGCAUAUGUAGCUCACUAUUUUGUUUUGUCUUAUUUAUUGAGAUGGACGCUUGCGUUGUAUGGUUUCUUUGCAGUUGUUUGCAGCUUUUUGACCCCUUAAGGCUUAUUCAGAUAUGGCGCGGUCCGCAAAAAAUGCCUCUGCGUUUUUUUAACAUAUAAAAUGAAUGGCAACAGCGUGCGUCAAAGGAUCUGAGCUCUGUGUUUAAAGUUACAGAAAUGUAAUGAGUAUACUUAACAUUUUUUGUCGCGUCAUAUCUGAAGAAGCCUUUAUGGUACCCCAUUUAUGUUUUGUUUGUGAGUUUGUAUUCUCAAUUUACGUUUAAUCGGAGGACAUUCCCUUUUGAAAAUACCUGCGGCCAAACUAUCAGUAGUUGCAAAUGUUUUCCUUCUCUUAUCACAAUACAAUGCAUGAGGCAUAUGAGGGUUUAGUUGAUUCUACGAUAUUUAUUAUUUGCACAAAUGUUGUCUUACGCUAAGAAGUUUGUGACAUGUACCAGCAAUACUAUAUUAAUUUUUUUUUAAAUCAGAGAAUUACUUUAUAAAUACAUGUAGUGCCAUCCUAGCAGUAUACGCACAUGCAUUGUGUACUAUUUAGUAUUCGUGAUGCAAUGACGAUAUAUUUAUUUCAGUCCAUCCGUACCUGAAACGUAACUUAUAACGCAACAAAAAGUCGAGAUAGUGGAAACAUGCUUUAUCAGUGUGACCAAACAGCAAUCUCUUGUGCAAUCUUGUCAGGACCAGAAUUUUUGUGACAUGCUUAACCACGAUAUAAUCGGCAUUAUAAGAAAAUGAUCAGGUUAAUGUAUACCGCACAAGCAGUAAUAUAGCAACUGUUUGAAUAUACAUACGUCUAUGUACAUUGGGGUUGCAUUUUAUAUGCAGGGAUGUCAUAUUUAUUGCUUACAGUUUGAGAGAUGUGGUGAGACAUAUCAUUACCUAUCUUAGCCAGGAAAUUAGAGGUACAAUAAUAAUCUUCAAUAUCACCAAAGAGAUGCCAUGCAUUAUUGGGUAUUUGAAAAUGUGUAGUGCAUG